Molecule: messenger RNA, 3693 nt
Organism: Vitis riparia (riverbank grape)
Lineage: Eukaryota; Viridiplantae; Streptophyta; Magnoliopsida; Vitales; Vitaceae
Source: RefSeq, a predicted model, not a curated record
UUGAGGGCACCGCUGGAAGGCGGUGGAUUUGAAAGAAGCAUUUCCGGAGAAGUGCUUGCAAGAACUGGCUUGAAAAGAGGAAACAAACCUAAAAGGCUAAAACCAUAUACUCCAGUCUUGUUGUUUUCGUCCGUUAGUGUGGAUUAGGGCUUCUAUUUUCAAUGGAAGAAGAAGCUGUAAUAUGGAAAUCCGACACAGAUUCAAUGGCUUCAGUACUCAUAGGCAGAGCAAUGAGCACUCUAUUCACUUGUCGGCCCAGAAAGCUCGACGAAGCCAUUUCUCGCCUCGAUUCCCCCUCAAAGAGAGGUUCGAUCGUUUCUUUGGAAGAUUCGCUUUGGUUCCUCCAUAGGUAUAUCAAAGAAGCUGCCGAUAAAGAGGAGCGACUGGAUGAAAUUCUUGUUCCCAUGAUCGAGCAUUCGUUGAAGUGCAAGGAGUCAAAGCACGGAAAUCAAGCAAUGGUACUUCUUAACUGGCUCUUUCAAGAUGAACUUCUUUUCCAAGCUCUUGCAAGGGGUCUUGCUGACAUUAUAUCGAGAAAAGAGGAUCGAUAUAUUGCUCUUGGAUGGUGUACCCUUGUACGUGGCCUUGUAGAGUAUGAGAUUACUAUGGAUCAAUUUUCAAAUAAUGGAAUAAGGAAGAUUUAUAAUGCCAUGUUGAAGAUUCUUUGUUCAUGUAUUUCACGUCUUUCAUUUAUUGUGUGCAAUGGAAGCACUGUGCAGGAUGGAUUUGAGUUGCCAACUCGUCUUUCAGUGGCUGCUGCUGAUUGCAUUUUAGAUCUCACGAAAGCAUUAACAAGAAAAACAUCAGUCACUGAUGUCUCAAGUAGAAGAUCAAAAUCAUCGAAUUCAGAUGUGUCAAAUCUGCCAACAACCUUGGUACCUGCUGCUGUUGGUGAGAAGAAAGUGAAACCAACAAGUAAAUCUGCUGAAUUCUCCAAUAAAUUGGAAAUGGAAUUGUUGCUUUGGGAUCAUAUAGACAAGCUCAUUAUUCUUGUGCAGAGACUCCUUGCUUGGAGCAGAAAAAGUCGGCCUUUACAUGCAAAAGGAUUGGAGCAAGUGCUUAACUGGUUGCAAGAGAUAAAAGAGCAUUAUGGCUGCUCUCAAGAUGAGGCAGGCUCAACAGUUCCCAAAGCUGGAGUAUUGCUACUUUCCUCUUGUUGGAAGCAUUAUGCCAUGCUGCUGCACUUGGAGGAUAAAAAAUUUUCUCAGCAAUACAAAGACUUAUUGGACCAGUACUUAUCUGCAAUUCAGUUUUAUACAGAUAGUGACAGCAAGCAGCAUACUAAGAAUACAGACACUGGUAUAGCAACCAGAAAGUUUUUCUUGAAUUGCCUGUCACUUCUUGGGCGGUUAGAUGGGAAGCAAAUUGAAAGAACUGUGACAGAAUAUGGAAUGCAGAUAUCGCGUGCUCUUAUACCACAGCUUUGCUGCACUGAUGAAGAUGUAAUAGAUGGGGUUGUUUGCAUUUUUAAGACAGUCAUCUUUAAGAUGAACUAUUCUUCAUCCGGAAGCAGUCUUUCUGACACUAGACAGAUGAAUUCAGUGCUACCAUUGCUGCUACCCCUUCUGGAUGAGCGGGAUGGAACAGCCAAAGCUGUUGUUAUGCUUGUUGCAGAAUACUGCUCCAUAAGCCCUAAUGGUCAGUGCCUUGAUGAAGUUCUUGAGCGCCUUGCAUCUGGAAAUGCUUCGCAGAGAAGGAAUGCUGUGGAUGUUAUCUCAGAACUCAUCCACAUAUCAUCAAAUUCAGUAACUGCACUUUCUCAUUCAAUGUGGCAAGAUAUAUCAAAACACUUGCUAGAGUGCCUUGGAGAUGAAGAAGAGAUAAUAAAUGUACAGGCCUCCAAUUUGCUUCCCAAGAUUGAUCCUUUAUUAGUUUUGCCUGCACUGGUUCGUCUUGUUUACUCAUCAAAUGAAAGGGUACAAUCAUCUGCUAGUGAUGCAAUGACAGCACUGCUCAAGAAUCAUAACCAGAAUUAUGAGGUUCUCUGUAUGCUGCUUGACAGUCUCAGCAACCUCAGCCAAAGUCUAGGUCUUCCAAAAACUUCGGGAGAUAUUGAGGAAGGAUCGAAACUGGACACCGAGAAAGUGCUUGGACUGAUACCAGAGUGGUCUGAAAGUGUUCAAGACUGGAAUUUGUUGAUUGGACCAUUGAUUGACAAGAUGUUUGCAGAGCCAUCAAAUGCCACUCUUGUCAGGUUUUUAAGUUAUAUAAGUGAGCAUUUGGCAGAAGCUGCAGACAUAGUCUUCCACCGUAUCUUGUUGCAUAUGAAAGGGCAGAAAGAACUUGACGAAAGCUUCUUCACAAAAUGGGAGAGUAAAACCUAUGCGGCUGAUGAUUCCAUGAAACUGCAGCAUUCUCUGUUUGAUCGCCUUUGCCCAUUACUUGUUAUCAGGCUACUUCCGAUGAGAGUUUUUAAUGACCUCAAUUCUUCUGUUAUAUAUGGCCAACUACCUGAUCAAGUUGUUGUAUAUGGAUUUUUAAGGUUUUCAGGCUAUGGAUCAAUUGAUAUCAAUGAUCAUGAGUGUGUUGCCAUGCUGCUAUUGAACAGGGCAUUGGGUAAAUUUGAAUUUGAAGAUGUUCGAAAACUUGCAGCUGAGCUCUGUGGACGCAUCCAUCCCCAGGUGCUCCUCCCAAUCCUUUCGUCUCAUUUAGAACUUGCUGCAGACUCUCAGGAUAUUGUGAAGAUAAAAGCUUGUUUAUUUUCAGUUUGCACUUCCCUUGUGGCUAGAGGCAGGGAUUCAUUGUCACAGCCAGCUAUGCUCAAAAUUCAAAAAACAAUCAAAACUAUUUUGUUAUGGCCUUCCCUAGAUGGGGAUGAAGUUUCCAAAGCACAGCAUGGCUGCAUUGAUUGUUUAGCACUGAUGAUUUGUACCGAACUACAAGCUCCAAAAUCCUUCAUAGGCUCUGUCUCAGACAAGAUUAGCAUCAUUGGAAAGAACUUUCAUCCUGGGGAUUCUGCCUUGGGAGAUUCAGUUGUCACUUAUGUUAUCCACCAAUUGUCUCUUGAUGCUGUUGAAGCUGCUUCCACCUCCAUGUUGUGCAGUGAUAACUGUGCGUCUGAGCCAUCAGUCCCCCUCUCUUUUCGUUUGUGCAUGGCUAAUGUCCUGAUAAGUGCUUGCCGGAAGAUCUCGGAUUCUGGAAAAAAGGCUUUUGCUCAGAGAAUUCUUCCAUAUCUCAUUCAUUUAGUUCAGGUGAUAAAGGACUCAGAGAUCAGAGUUGCAUGUGUUCAGGUUCUGUUCUCAGCUGUGUACCAUCUGAAGUCUAUGAUACUUCCUUACUCGUCUGAGCUUCUCAAACUCUCUCUAAAGUCUCUUGAGGGAAAUUCAGAAAAGGAAAGAAUGGCAGGUGUAAAGCUAAUGGCAUCUCUCAUGGCAAGCGAAGAUGCAAUCGUGGAGAAUAUUUCAGAGGGGCUGCUAGAAGCAAGAUUAGUACUUUUAAGUAUGUACAUGGCAGAUCCUUCACUGGAGGUACAACAAAUGUGCCAAAAAUUGCUUGCAUGUUUAACUCAUUCCUAAAUUAUACUCCUUUUGGCAUAGCUAUGAUUUAAGUUAGUUCUCUAUCAUGUACAUAUGAUGUUGAGCCAUGUAAAAAUUCGAAGCACAGUAACCAUUGGUUCUCCUUUCUUUUCCCCUACCAUUUCUAUGAGAAUCCGAAAAUGAUUUAAUGCUUGGACAUAAAAUUAGCAGGAAUACA